Messenger RNA from Echinops telfairi (small Madagascar hedgehog), 1170 nucleotides. Its product is annotated as ectonucleotide pyrophosphatase/phosphodiesterase family member 7-like. The transcript has 5 exons. Bases 1 to 1170 code for a protein of 389 amino acids. The record is from RefSeq and is a predicted model, not a curated record. Lineage: Eukaryota; Metazoa; Chordata; Mammalia; Afrosoricida; Tenrecidae.
AUGGGGCUGACCCUGGGGCUCUCGGACAAAGGUCGCUGGAUCGAGGACCAUGGUGUCAUUCACAACAUGAUGUUUGACACGGAGACGAAGUGGAAGUACUCCUUCAAGACCACGCAGAACAAGACGGAGUGGUGGGACAACGGGGUGCUGCCCCUGUGGAUCACCGCCCAGAGGCAGGGGAGGAAAACGGCGUCCUUCCACUACCCGGGGGGAGGCGCCAAGUAUGACGGUGAGGCAGUCCAGCGGGCCCUGGUGGAGUCCUAUAACCACCCUGACGACAACGAGACAGAGUGGAGGGAGAACAUCGACAUCGUCAUGAACUGGUUCACCCAGGAGGACUUCGACUUCGUGACCCUCUAUUAUGGAGAGCCAGACAACGUGGGCCACCGGGUGGGGCCCGAGACAGAGGAGAGGAGGGUGAUGAUCCGGCAAAUCGACAGGACAGUCGGGUACCUGGUGGAGGCCAUUGAGAGGCACGGCCUGGCCGAGCACCUCAACGUCAUCAUCACGUCGGACCACGGCAUGACCACGGUGAAGAAGCGGCCCAACGUCACCGAGAUCCUCUUGACCAACUACAUCAAGUUCCGGGACCUGGUCAAGUUUGACAUUGUGGACUACGGCGGCUUCGGCAUGCUGCUCCCCAUACCGGGGCAGGAGGAGGCCGCCUACCAGGCGCUGAAGGACGCCCACCCUCACCUCCACGUCUUCAAGAAGGAGGACUUCCCAGAACGCUUCCAUUUUGCCAAGCACAAGCGUGUCCUGCCCAUCGUGAUGUUCGGCGACUCGGGGUACAACCUUAAUGGGCAGCUUAUCAUCUAUUUCAACAAAGGGGACCAUGGCUUCGACAACGACCUCCUGGAGAUGAAGACCAUCUUCAGAGCCUUCGGGCCAGAUUUCAAGAAGAAUCACCUGGCCGAGCCCUUCGACAGCAUCCACAUCUACCCCCUGAUGUGCAGAAUCCUGGGGAUCACCCCCGAGCCACACAAUGGCUCUCUGGCAGUCACCUGGGACAUGCUGCUGGAGGCUAGUGACCAGCAGGCAGGAGAGAAGGCACAGAGGGCAGCCAUUCUCCGAAACACGGGCAUCGGCCUCGGCGUUGUCAUUGGCCUGAUAGCCAUCGUGUUUGUCUCCAGUGUGGCCCACACAGCCGUCCGGCGGAAAAAGGAGUGA